AUGGCUCCCACAGUAUUGACUGCUUCCACUUACGGAAAAGACAACGUAAAAUUCCUCAAGGUCAAAAAGGACCCAUCCAACCCCCAAAAACAGGAGGUCAUGGAGGCUACAGUCAAGAUCCUGUUGACUGGUGAUUUCGACAUUUCCUAUACGAAAGCAGACAACUCGCCUAUUGUUCCCACCGACACUGUCAAGAACACCAUUCUGGUGGAGGCCAAGACGUUUGACAUCUGGCCCAUCGAGAGGUUUGCAGCCCAUCUUGCUGAGCAUUUCAUCAAGAAGUACAGUCAUGUUUCUGGAAUUGAUGUCACCAUUCACCAGCAUCGCUGGUCAAGAAUCACCAAGGAAGACGGAACUCCAUAUGACCACUCUUUCUUGAAGGAUGGCGAGGAGCUAAGAGUGGCUUCUUUGAAUUACAAAAGAAACGGGGACUUUGUGCUGACUUCUGGACUGAAGGACCUGACUGUUCUCAAGUCCACCGGGUCAAUGUUUUAUGGAUUUCACGACUGUGACUAUACCACACUUAUUCCCGUGACCGACCGUAUUCUUUCUACCGAUGUGGAUGCUGCAUGGGAAUGGGAUAGCAAGAAGCUCGGUUCUAUCAAGGCCAUCUAUGGACUUGCCGAGUCCGGUGCCAUUGAUGCUGCCUUCAAGCACGCCAGACAAGUGACUCUGGACUUGUUUGCUAUCGAAAACUCGCCUUCUGUCCAGGCUACCAUGUAUAACAUGGCUUCCAAGAUCUUGUCGCUGGUUCCUCAGGUCAGGACGGUGUCAUACUCGUUGCCCAACAAGCACUAUUUCUUGAUAGAUUACAAGUGGAAGGGCCUCAAGAACGACAACGAGGUUUUCUAUCCAUCUCCACACCCCAACGGCCUGAUCAAAUGUACCGUUGCGAGAGAUAUCAAGGCCAAAUUGUAA
Molecule: messenger RNA, 918 nt
Organism: Kuraishia capsulata CBS 1993
Lineage: Eukaryota; Fungi; Ascomycota; Pichiomycetes; Pichiales; Pichiaceae
Exons: 1
Coding region: 1-918 (305 amino acids)
Biological process (GO): urate catabolic process; purine nucleobase catabolic process
Cellular component (GO): peroxisome
Molecular function (GO): urate oxidase activity
Source: RefSeq, a predicted model, not a curated record